This is a messenger RNA of Stylonychia lemnae, 2466 nucleotides long. NCBI's taxonomy places the organism in Eukaryota, Ciliophora, Spirotrichea, Sporadotrichida, Oxytrichidae. The record is from the annotation of a GenBank genome assembly.
AUGUAUAAUUAGAAUGAUAAUACCCUGACCAUUGACAAAAGAAGUGAAGGCUUUUAAAACUAGAAACCAAAAGAGCGCAUUUUGAAGAAAUCAUCAAAGUAAGAUCAUGAUCACGCCAUCUACAAAUAAACAGAAAUAUCUUCAAAGAUGAUAGCGACCAAGUUCAGGUUGAAGAUCCCUACCUUGAUAUGCAGAAAGAAAAACUCUGAGAACACAAAGCCUAAUGUUGAAAUUGAAGCAGAAAGAAUAGAAUAUCUUCAAAAAGCCAGUAGAAAUGAAAUUAGGGCUUAGAAAUAUCAAGAAAAAAAGAAAAAUCAUUCUUAAACCCCAUAAAAUAUGAAGAGCUCUUCACCUAAAUAAACUCAAACUUAAAACCUGAAUAGCUAUAAUAAUCUUUCGGGAAAGAAGUAGCAGAGAAGAAAUAAGAAGAACUCAAUAUCUGAUUAGAAAUUUGAAACACUAAAUCUUGGGAAAAUCUAAAUCAAAUAAGAUGCUUUUCUCACUCAGGAGUCUCCUUCAAAUAAUUAGGAAAGAUUUUUCGAAGAAUCAAUAAGCAGCGACUGCUUGCUGACGGAAGAAAGAAGUCCAGACAAGAGCCAAAAUUCGAACAAUAAAUUGUCACCGCUGAGAAUAGGAAGACUUCCAAUGCAUAAUUUAAAUACAACAGACAUGGGAGAUAAGAAUUAUUUCUUUAAUCAGAGAUCUUCUCCAUAAGAAAACAAUAGCUUUGCAUUCGAUAGUGUGAGCUAGUCAUUGUGUACAGAUUUGGAAGCUUGGAAUCAAGUUAAUGAGCAUAGAUUAAUGAGUGUAGGAAGUAAAUAGAUGAAUGAUGAAAGCAAAAUCUAUUCAGUCCUGACAGCAAUUUUGUUCUCACUGCAAGUCAUGACUCUCAUGAAAGUUAGUCAAGGCCUAAAGAAAGAGCAAUUUCUGUUACUCAUUACAACUGCAAAUGAUCCUCUUUAUCAUCAACAAAUUGUCACCACAGUGACUCAACAAUUCUAACUUAAAAACACAUUCUCAAGAGAGACAGUAUAACUAAGGAAGAUAGUUAAUGUAAGCAAAUUAUGUCUUUGCAUCUUGGAGAUAGAUUUGGUAAACCUCCUUAUAGAGUUGUGCUUUAAAGAGAUAAAGUUGAAAAAUGGUUUAAAUAAUAAUGGCAUCCCUUCUUAUAAAAAUUAAGUGGAUAUUCUGGUAUAAGCAACUAAUAUUCUAAGUAUUUUGACUUCAUAACAGAAGUCAAUUACUUUUUAUUUGCAGAACAACUUUAAAGCUAUGGUUUAAAUAGUAGAUCUGCUAGGAAUUACUCUUAAGAACUUUUAAAAUGUACCAUACAUCAAUGAAAACUUGAUAAAGCUCAUCCUGAUAAUUACUUCUAGAUCAAUUUAUGAAGAAAAUACUCAGAAAAUAAGCAAUUACAUAUUGUGGUCAAAUCUAGUUAUCAAAUUAAGUAACAUUGUUAAAUCUCAAAAUCAGAUAUCUAUCUAGCAUAAUUCCUUGAUGGUCAUUAAGAUAUUGAAGCUAUUUAAAACUUUGCUUGUCAAUCUUAAGUUAAGUGGAGUAUACCAAUCAUUUUAUUAGAACUUAUUAUAAGAAGUAUUAGGAUCUACAGAGUUGUUUGGGAUUCUACAUAUAUCAGAUCUAUUGAUCAAGGAUAACUCUAAAAGCAAAUCAUAAUCAAUCUCGACAAUUGAAGAAAUCAUUCUAGAUAUAUGCAUAUAGACAUGCAGCUUAGACCACUCUUAUUUUUCAGCUUUAAUCUCACAGAGCUAAAGUUAUAAUAAACUAUUAGACUAAGCUUAUGUAGGUUUAGAUAACUCUCUUUCUAAGAUACUAUUGUAAUGCCUUAUCUAAUUAGACUCAGAUUAAAGCUUUGAACGUAUUGAAAAAUUGAAAUAAUUUUAGUUCAUCAGCAAUGGAGAUAACAUAGAUCCUAGGUUAAUAACUGCAUUCAUGAUGAUUCAAAGUAAGACCUCAGAUACUUUAGUUGAACUAAUAAAAUCUAUUGAUAUGAAAUCUUUCCUAACUGAAUAACUUAGUUAAUAUGACGAAUAUGCUUUGAUUUACUGUGAGUAAAUUAAUUAGAGAUCUCCCAAGGCUAUAUUCAUCAACAUACUCGAAGAGUAUAGAAUUGGAACUGAUACUGAUGAUCAAAUCAUCAAUAAAAUAGACAUAGUUGAUAAUUUUAGAAGGUCUGAACCUUUUGAUUACUAUGAACUGAACCCUCCAAUGUCUACUCGAAGUAUUCGUUCCAUAAGGUCAUCAACAGCAUCUCGAUUAUCCACUAAUUCAGCUGUAUCUAUGAUUUCUACUCCUAAAAUAUGUCUUAAGGACUUCCUUCCAUUCAAUGUGACCUAGGAGCUCUUAAACAUCACCAGUAGCAUUUCGUAGAGUAAUCAAAUAAUCAAUAUUACUUAAGAAAAACAGAAAAAAUUUACUUCUAAAAACACUAACUUGCAUAUAUAAUGA